Messenger RNA from Notechis scutatus (mainland tiger snake), 401 nucleotides. NCBI's taxonomy places the organism in Eukaryota, Metazoa, Chordata, Lepidosauria, Squamata, Elapidae. The record is from RefSeq and is a predicted model, not a curated record.
AUGAUGUUUCAUUUCCAAAUCUCUACUCUAUUGCAGGGAUGGAGCACCAUCCAUCCCGACCCACAAGACUCCCUGGAAGGCAGGAGCAACCAGCUGUCCAGGAGGAGCGGCAACGGGGCAAAGACCGCAAUGAGAACGAGGUGGAAUCCACCAGCAGUGCUAACGAGGACAUGCCGGUGGAGAAGAUCCUGGAAGCUGAACUGGCGGUGGAGCCCAAGACGGAGACCUACAUCGAAGCCAACAUGGGCAUGGCUCCUAAUUCGCCCAAUGACCCGGUCACCAACAUCUGCCAAGCAGCAGACAAGCAGUUGUUCACCCUGGUGGAGUGGGCCAAGCGGAUUCCCCAUUUCUCGGAGCUCCCCCUGGACGACCAGGUGAUCCUCCUCCGAGCCGGUGAGUAG